Molecule: messenger RNA, 2001 nt
Organism: Dromiciops gliroides (monito del monte)
Lineage: Eukaryota; Metazoa; Chordata; Mammalia; Microbiotheria; Microbiotheriidae
Gene: FAHD1
Product: fumarylacetoacetate hydrolase domain containing 1
Exons: 1
Coding region: 143-808 (221 amino acids)
Cellular component (GO): mitochondrion
Molecular function (GO): acetylpyruvate hydrolase activity
Source: RefSeq, a predicted model, not a curated record
CGGUGUCUCCUUUCGUUGAUGGAACGGAGAGUUCCGAGAAAGUUUGGCUCCGUGGGGUAGCCGUAGGCGUCAGGUGACUGCCCUUGGGCAGAGUCCACGUGAUACGGUGACACUUUGGUUGCCUCGCUCCGGACUUCUAGACAUGGCUGCAGCUCGUCAGUUACCCCGGUUUUGGGAAUGGGGCAAAAACAUCGUCUGCGUGGGAAGGAACUACGCGGAUCACGUUAAGGAGAUGAAGAGCGCCGUGCUCAGCGAGCCGGUGAUCUUCCUGAAACCUUCCACUGCUUAUGCCCCGGAGGGUACCCCAAUCCUCAUGCCCCCUUACAGCCGCAACCUGCACCAUGAACUGGAGCUGGCGGUGGUGAUGGGGAGGCAGACGUGCGCCGUGUCCGAGGCUGAGGCUAUGGGCUUCGUGGCUGGUUAUGCCCUGUGCCUGGACAUGACUGCCAGGGAUGUGCAGGACGAGUGCAAGAAGAAAGGGCUGCCCUGGACCCUGGCCAAGAGCUUCACUUCUUCGUGCCCAGUCAGCAAGUUCGUGCCCAAGGAGAAGAUCCCAGACCCGCAUAAGCUUAAACUCUGGCUCAAGGUCAACGGCCAGCUGAGGCAGGAGGGCAAGACGUCUGACAUGAUCUUCUCUAUCCCUUACAUAAUCAGCUAUGUCUCCAAGAUAAUCACAUUGGAAGAAGGGGACAUUAUUUUGACGGGGACACCGAAAGGAGUUGGGCCUGUUCAAGAAAAUGAUGAGAUACAGGCUGGAAUAGAUGGGAUUGUCAGUAUGAGCUUUAAAGUGGAAAAAUCAAAGCAUUGAGAUUAUGGUAAUUGCUCUCAUUUCCAAACUGCCAAAUCCUGAUGAACUGAUUUACUUUUUAAUGAAGGUGCGUAGGUGAGGGGUAGAUAGGAGGAGAUUGAAAAAAUACUUAUUUGAUUGGUUGUGGAUACCUGUGAAAUCCAAACAAUUGUCAUCAAGGACCUGUGUUUUUCUGCAAGCUAAUUGACUGUUUCUAGAAUAGGAUUGUGUAAGUUUUUUUUUCUGUGUGGAUCAUUCUGGAAUUUCUGCUGUACAAAGGCAUUAAAAAUAUAAAAGAUUCUGAGAAUCAUACUUCAGAUAGUCAGAUCUGUGUAUGUGUGGAGGGGCUUGGGGGGGCGGGGCAAUGAGGGUUGACUUGCCCAAGGUCACACAGCUAGUAAGUGUCAAGUGUCUGAGGCCAAAUUUGAACUCAGGUCCUCCCGAAUUCAGGGUUGGUGCUUUAUCCACUGCAUCACCUAGCUGUCCCCUGUGUAUGUGUUUUUAAAACUAUUAAUUGAUGAACAUUUUUAGAGUUGUGAAGGGAUUCAUCUAACCAAUCAUUCAGUUGACAUAGAUGUCUAUUCUUAGCUUGCCUUGGUUUAUUGAAGGGCCUUUUGAGAUUGGCAUUUUUUUUUUGGUAAGGACAUGUCGACAUUGUUGCCAUAAAAAUUGACUGUGCCUUUUGGAGCCAUCCAUACUUCCUUCUUGAAGUGGCCUCGUGACCAACUACAUGAAUUUGGGGUUUCAACACAAUUUACAUUAUGAGUAUCAACUUUUUGAUACUGACUUUCUUAUCACUAUAUUCUUAACUACUAACUUAGUUAACCCUUUCCCAACAGCAAGAGAGAAGCUGAAAUACUUAGAAGAGUUACUUUGUCUAUUUCUUGUUCCAUUCUCUGAAUAUAUGUGAGGAGGUGUAUAGAUGUCUGGGCCUUAAUUGGUAGUCCCUCAUACUGAGUUUUCGAGCUUCCCCUGUUAGCAAAGAAAAAAUGGUUUUCAUGUGCUUAGGCAGUAAAAGCUAUUGGAAGAUCACAACUCAAAAGACAUUUAUUGGCUGGAUGAAGAAGACCUCAGAAAUCUGGCUUGUGAGUAGUUGCUAGUUAAAAAACUUUUAGUAUUUAAGUAUGUGAUACUUGUUAAUACUUCUGAAAUUGGAAAUGAUUUUGGAGAAGUGCCAUAAAUGAAUUCUACAUUAAAAUAUAUUUUAUUUCAAA